UAAUUACCAAUUGGAUAUCAUGAAAUAGGGGGGUAAUAAAAAUAAAUAGAUAUUUGGUCUAAUGAUAUUCUAUGUACAAUACUUCUGCGGUCAACAGGACAGAACUAGCACCUUCCCCUCCACCCUGCCAGAGUCCCCGGUUUGCAACUCUCCCGGUAGCGCCUUACUGCUGGGUCUGAAGAGGGUGUCUUCGUUGCUGAUCGACUGCAGGAAAACACCAGGGCGGAGUGGAACUGUGAGAGAAGGACACGAGGGAGAUUUGAUUUCAUCAAGGGACACAUCUAAACGUGGUCUCGGUGGGAGGGGCUUAUCUGCUCAACUUAAACCACAUGUUGCUGAUGAGGCAGAGAAGUGUCUCUCCAGGUCAGAACACUUCAAGAAACAUCAGCAGAGACGUAYAGGGAAGAAACCUCMCCACUGCUGCUCUGAYUGUGGGAAGAAUUUCACUAGCCGGAGUUGCUUCAUUAUUCACCAGCGGAUUCACACCGGCGAGAGACCGUACUUCUGCUCUCAGUGYGGGAAGAGGCACAUCUCUGCAGGGCGUCUUAAAGAACACCAAAGAAUCCAUACAGGAGAGAAACCUUACAGAUGCUCACAGUGUGGGAAGAGUUUUGCUCUAUCUGGCACCUUAAAAUCUCAUCUGAGAAUCCAUACAGGCGAGAAACCGUACUGCUGCUCUCAGUGUGGGAGGAGUUUUACUGUAUCUACCGCCUUAAAAUCUCAUCUGAGAGUUCAUACAGGGGAGAAACCGUACUGCUGCUCUCAGUGUGGGAAGGGUUUUACUGUAUCUAGUGCCUUAAAAUCGCAUUUGAUMAUUCAUACUGGCGAGAGGCCUUACCCCUGCCUUCGUUGUGGGAAAAGCUUUGUUAGUGCAGGAAACCUAACUGUACACAAGCGGAUACACACUGGAGAGAGGCCUUAUAGCUGUGAUCAGUGUGGAAAGAGCUUUGCUCUAGCUUCCGUGCUGACUUCCCACCGGCGCAUACACACUGGAAAGAAACCGUAUACCUGUGAACAGUGUGGGAAGAGCUUUGCCGUAGCUUCCUCCCUGASUAGACACCAGCGAACACACACUGGAGAGAAGCCUUAUGUCUGUCUAUGUGGAAAGAGCUUUGCUCAGUUAGGGACAAUGAAAAGUCACCAGAAAACAAAAACGUGCCGUAUUUCCUCUCCCUCCUAUACGGCACCGGUUCCAGAUCCCUAAAUAAACUUCUAGUGAACAAUCAUAUCCAUCUACCAUUGUUAAACAGUUGACUUAGUCUGAUCACCAUGGUAACCUCUGGAGGAUAAUAUUCAGCUCUGAUCUAGGAUCAGGUCUCCCCUGUCUCUAUGUAAUAUCACACAUUGGGAUCUAAAUGGAUAAAUGUUAUCAUACAAAAUUUCAUAGUGAACCUCUGUGUAUGUGUGUGUGUGUGUGUGUGUGUGUGUGGGGGGGAUGUUAAAUUGUAUCGUCUGUCAUAUACUCAUGAUACUAUUAUUAUAUCUCAUUAUGUAGAAUAAUGUUUCAAUAAUAGGUGUAUAUUCAUGUAUUUAAUUAAUCAAUAAAUUCAAUCCAUUAUCUUAUAAACAAGA
This is a messenger RNA of Salvelinus sp. IW2-2015, 1572 nucleotides long. RefSeq names its product zinc finger protein 180-like. NCBI's taxonomy places the organism in Eukaryota, Metazoa, Chordata, Actinopteri, Salmoniformes, Salmonidae. The record is from RefSeq and is a predicted model, not a curated record. Gene Ontology annotation, cellular component: nucleus. Gene Ontology annotation, biological process: regulation of gene expression.